AUAUAAUAUGGGACUUGAAGCAGUCAUGCUCUGAAUUGAUAAUUCAGAGUGGACCAGGAACGGAGAUUAUAAACCAUCAAGAUUUGAGGGACAACAGGAUGCUGCUAACCUUAUCUGUGAUGCCAAAACCCAACAGAACCCUGAAAGUACACUUGGAAUGAUGACUAUGGCCGGUAAGAGACCUGAAAUUUUCCUGACUCAGACCAAUGACGUUGGAAGACUUCUCUCCACUAUCUCAAAGAUGCCGAUUCAUGGGUAUAUUGAUCUCCCAAGAGCAGUUAAAAUUGCCCAGUUGUCUCUCAAGCAUAGACAAAAUAAGAACCAAAAGCAGAGAAUCAUUGCAUUUGUAGGCUCUCCAAUUGAGGGCUUUGAAGAUAAUGAUUUCAAAAAGCUGGGGAAACAAUUAAGAAAGAACGAUGUUGCUAUUGAUGUCGUUAAUUUUGGCCAUCCAGAGAAUAUUCCUUUGCUCACAACUUUAGUGGAAAAUACUAAUAAGAAUGAAAAUUCUCAUAUUAUUGAGAUCAAUUAUGGAGCAAAUAUUGCUGAUACAAUUAUCACAUCUCCCCUCGUAGCUUACGAUAUGGGUGGCGAUGUCGCUCCAAGUGCUGAAGGCGGCGAAGCCCCCGGAGCUACUGGUGCAAGUGCUGGAGGCCAGUUCGCAGAGUACGGAGGAAUUGAUCCUAAUAUUGAUCCUGAACUAGCGAUGGCCAUCAGGAUUUCAUUAGAAGAAGAAAAGAAUAAGAAUAAUCAAGAUGCUGACGCUAAUAAGGAUUCAGAUGCCAAGCCUGCUGAAGGUGCAGCAGAUAAGGAAGGAGAUGCUCAAAUGGAAGCUAAAGAGGAAGCUCCAGCUGAAGCUGCUAAUGAAGAGGAAGAUAUGGGAGAAGACGAGGAUUAUGAAGCAGCUCUUGAGGAAGCAAAGCGUCUUUCAAUGGAAGGACCAGGGCAGACAACAGAGCAGACAGCUGGACAGACAGCCGGGCAACCAGCUCAAGAAGCUGAAAAUAAACCUGAAGAAGACCUUGAAGGAGUCAUUAAUGAGGAAUUCUUAGGUGAAUUAAUGCAAGAUUUAGGAGUUCCCAUGACUGAUGAUGCUAUCAAAGGAUGUCUUGAAGAUGAAAACAAAAAGGAUCCUAAAGAUAAAGGCAAAGAUGAAGACAAGAAAGAAGAUAAAUAAGUUG
Molecule: messenger RNA, 1178 nt
Organism: Moneuplotes crassus
Lineage: Eukaryota; Ciliophora; Spirotrichea; Euplotida; Euplotidae
Source: the annotation of a GenBank genome assembly